AAUAAUAGUAACUAAACCAUACAAAAAUAAUUCUAUACACACACUCUUAGAUACAUAUACAUAUUUUUAGUUGCAUUCCAUAUCCACACCUCCAUUGCCCUUAAUUCUAGCCUGAUUACAAAUGAGUGGAACCUCCGGUGAUGGAAACAAUGCGGCAGCAGCUGCAAAGAAGAAAGGCAAGGCAAAAGUGAGCCGAACAUCUAUGAUAUUAUGGCAUGCUCAUCAAAAUGAUGCAUCAGCGGUGAGAAAGCUGUUGCAGGAAGAUCGGAUGCUUGUUCUAGCUAGGGAUUAUGAUCAUCGUACUCCACUGCAUGUAGCUUCACUUCAUGGUUGGAUUGAGGUUGCCAAAUGCUUACUUGAGUUCGGUGCAGAUGUUAAUUGUCAAGAUCGCUGGAAAAACACUCCUUUAGCAGAUGCAGAAGGAGCUAAAAAGCAUCAGAUGAUUGAGUUAUUGAAGUCCUAUGGCGGUCUAUCUUAUGGUCAAAAUGGUAGCCAUUUUGAACCAAAGCCUGUUGCACCUCCUUUACCUAAUAAAUGUGACUGGGAAGUGGAGCCCACUGAACUGGACUUCUCAAGUGCGAUCAUUAUUGGAAAGGGGUCCUUUGGCGAGAUUCUGAAAGCAUUUUGGCGUGGAACACCUGUAGCUGUGAAGAGAAUUCUUCCAAAUCUUUCAGAUGACAGAUUAGUGAUUCAGGACUUCAGGCAUGAGGUGAAUUUGCUCGUUAAGCUUCGCCACCCUAAUAUUGUGCAAUUUCUUGGAGCAGUUACAGAAAGGAAACCACUAAUGUUAAUUACUGAAUACUUACGAGGGGGUGAUCUUCAUCAAUAUCUAAAGGAGAAGGGCGCGCUUAGUCCAGCAGUAGCAGUUAGCUUUGCAUUAGACAUUGCCAGAGGUAUGGCUUAUCUUCAUAAUGAGCCUAAUGUUAUAAUUCACAGAGACUUAAAACCAAGAAAUGUACUUCUGGUUAACUCAAGUGCCGAACAUCUAAAAGUCGGGGACUUCGGACUAAGCAAGCUUAUCAGGGUUCAACAUUCUCAUGAUGUAUACAAAAUGACUGGCGAGACCGGAAGUUAUCGGUACAUGGCACCCGAAGUUUUUAAGCACCGUAAAUAUGAUAAGAAGGUCGAUGUUUUUUCUUUUGCAAUGAUACUCUACGAGAUGUUGGAAGGUGAACCACCGUUAGCGGGCUAUGAACCUUACGAAGCAGCCAAAUAUGUAGCUGAAGGACACAGACCCACGUUUAAGGCCAAAGGUUUUAGUCCUGAGCUAAAAGACCUGACAGACAACUGCUGGAAAGCUGAUAUGAACAAAAGACCUUCUUUCAUUGAGAUUCUGAAGAGGCUAGAAAGAAUCAGGGACGCGCUUCCCACAGAUCAUCACUGGAGCUUAUUUUCUUAACAUAUGAGUUAGCGUAGAGAAAUAUGGAAGUCAACAAAGUCGAUGUUGUAAUUCAAGUGAAGAUUUGUGGUGACUGAUCUUUAUCGAAAUUCUUCUUAAUAGUGGUGGUGAUGGAUGUAGUGGUUGAGAUUGUAGGCUAAAAUUCGUGAUUGUAGGGAAAAAAAAAUAGGAUUAUUCUACAAGUC
This is a messenger RNA of Daucus carota subsp. sativus, 1584 nucleotides long. Its product is annotated as serine/threonine-protein kinase VIK. The coding region runs from base 122 to 1399 and encodes 425 amino acids. Gene Ontology annotation, molecular function: ATP binding; protein binding; protein kinase activity. The transcript has 12 exons. Gene Ontology annotation, cellular component: cytoplasm. The record is from RefSeq and is a predicted model, not a curated record. Gene Ontology annotation, biological process: protein phosphorylation; signal transduction. Lineage: Eukaryota; Viridiplantae; Streptophyta; Magnoliopsida; Apiales; Apiaceae.